Messenger RNA from Ostreococcus tauri, 738 nucleotides. Its product is annotated as Mog1/PsbP, alpha/beta/alpha sandwich. Bases 1 to 738 code for a protein of 245 amino acids. Gene Ontology annotation, molecular function: calcium ion binding. NCBI's taxonomy places the organism in Eukaryota, Viridiplantae, Chlorophyta, Mamiellophyceae, Mamiellales, Bathycoccaceae. Gene Ontology annotation, biological process: photosynthesis. The record is from RefSeq and is a predicted model, not a curated record. Gene Ontology annotation, cellular component: photosystem II; extrinsic component of membrane; photosystem II oxygen evolving complex. The transcript has a single exon.
AUGUCUCUCGCGCUUCGCCCCGGAACCGCGCGUCGAGCGCCGAUCGCGCGCGCGUCCGCGUCGCGGUCGCGACCGCGCCGCGCGUCCACCGCGCGCUCGAGCGACGCCGAGGCGUCGAGACGCGAUGUCCUCGGCGCGUCCGCGCUCGCGAUGCUCGCCAACGUCGUCCCGCUCGCGCCCGCGCGCGCGGACGAAUCGUUGCGAACGUACGCGGACGACGAGCUGCGGUUCACGCUGGAGUAUCCGAGCGAUUGGGUCGUCGCCACGGGGUCCCUGGAGAGGUCGGAGAACCCGAUGGGGGGUGGCGCGCGGGACGUGUGGACGAUCUCGCCGCCGGGACGGACGCGGGACGUGAACGUCACCGUCGUCGCGACGCCGGCUGGGGCAGAUUUCACAAAGAUGGGAUCGCUCGGUGACGCGUACGGGUUCGGGAUGGGGUUGGUGGCGCCGCUGCAUCGACCGAAAUUGAAAAAGGGACGGGAGGACCGAGUGCAACGCGCGGAGCUCGUGGACGCGUACGGAAAGGGUGAUUAUUACAAGGUUGAGUACACGUUCGAGCGACCGGCGGCGGAUAUUGAUUCCGUAUUUCUCGUACUCGCGGGAUUGGGUUACGACGGACGCGUGGGACACCUGUACACGACGACGGCGCAGUUCCCGCGCGCCGAGGAAUCGAAGUGGCGCGCGCAAAUUGAAGCCAUCGUCGAUUCCGUGAAGUACCCGAAAGCGCUGUACGGCUAG